GCGAAAUCUGCAAAAUGAUGUUUGUCACCGCUUUGCUUCUCAACUUGGCAAUACUAUCAAUUAAAGCUUGUACUGGGCCUGAACUUAUAGAAGAUCCUGAUGAUUGUACACGAUACAGAGAAUGUGUUAAUGGUGAAUAUAUAUCACGAUCUUGUGCUCCUGAUACUGGUUUCAAUUCAUCUAUUGGAAAUUGCGACAAUCUCUAUAAUUUACCCAACUGUAAUCCAGACAGUAGUAACGCUUGUACUGGACCUGGACUUGUAGAAGAUCCUGAUAAUAUUACACGAUACAGAGAAUGUGUUAAUGGUGAAUAUGUGUCAAGACCAUGUGCUCCUGGUACUGGUUUCAGUCAAUCUCUUGGGAUUUGCGACCAUCUCUCUAAUUUAUCCAGCUGUAAUCCAGACAGAAAUAACACUUGUACUGGGCCUGGACUUGUAGAAGAUCCUGACAAUUGUACACGAUACAGAGAAUGUGUUAAUGGUGAAUAUGUGUCAAGACCAUGUGCUCCUGGUACUGGUUUCAGUCAAUCUCUUGGGAUUUGCGACCAUCUCUUUAAUUUACCCAACUGUAAUCCAGACAGCAAUAACACUUGUACUGGGCCUGGACUUGUAGAAGAUCCUGAUAAUUGUACACGGUACAGAGAAUGUGUUAAUGGUGAAUAUGUGUCAAGACCAUGUGCUCCUGGUACUGGUUUCAGUCAAUCUCUUGGGAUUUGCGACCAUCUCUUUAAUUUACCCAACUGUAAUCCAGACAGCAAUAACACUUGUACUGGGCCUGGACUUGUAGAAGAUCCUGAUAAUUGUACACGAUACAGAGAAUGUGUUAAUGGUGAAUAUGUGUCAAGACCAUGUGCUCCUGGUACUGGUUUCAGUCAAUCUCUUGGGAUUUGCGACCAUCUCUUUAAUUUACCCGACUGUAAUCCAGACAGCAAUAACACUUGUACUGGGCCUGGACUUGUAGAAGAUCCUGAUAAUUGUACACGAUACAGAGAAUGUGUUAAUGGUGAAUAUGUGUCAAGACCAUGUGCUCCUGGUACUGGUUUCAGUCAAUCUCUUGGGAUUUGCGACCAUCUCUUUAAUUUACCCAACUGCAAUCCAGACAGCAAUAACACUUGUACUGGGCCUGGACUUGUAGAAGAUCCUGAUAAUUGUACACGAUACAGACAAUGUGUUAAUGGUGAAUAUGUGUCAAGACCAUGUGCUCCUGGUACUGGUUUCAGUCAGUCUCUUGGGAUUUGCGACCAUCUCUUUAAUUUACCCAACUGCAAUCCAGACAGCAAUAACACUUGUACUGGGCCUGGACUUGUAGAAGAUCCUGAUAAUUGUACACGAUACAGAGAAUGUGUUAAUGGUGAAUAUGUGUCAAGACCAUGUGCUCCUGGUACUGGUUUCAGUCAAUCUCUUGGGAUUUGCGACCAUCUCUUUAAUUUACCCAACUGCAAUCCAGACAGCAAUAACAAUCCUUAUAACUGUACACGAUACAGAGAAUGUGUUAAUGGUGAAUAUGUUUCAAGGCCAUGUGCUCCUGGUACUGGUUUCAGUCCAUCUCUUGGGAUUUGCGACCAUCUCUAUGAUUUACCUAGCUGUAAUCAAGACAGUAGUAACGCUUGUACUGAGACUGAACUUGUAGAAGAUCCUGAUAAUUGUACACGAUACAGACAAUGUGUUAAUGGUGAAUAUAUAUCAAGAGCGUGUGCUCUUGGUACUGGCUUCAAUCCAUCUAUUGGAGUUUGUGAUCAUCUCUCUAAUUUACCCAGCUGUAAGCCAGACAGCAGUAAUGAUCCUGAUAAUUGUACACGAUACAGACAAUGUGUUAAUGGUGAAUAUGUGUCAAGACCAUGUGCUCCUGGUACUGGUUUCAGUCAACCUGGUGAAUAUUGUGACCAUCUCUCUAAUUUACCCAACUGUAAUCCACACACUUGUACUGAGACUGAACUUGUAGAAGAUCCUGAUAAUUGUACACGAUACAGAAAAUGUGUUAAUGGUGAAUAUAUAUCAAGAUCCUGUUCUCCUGGUACUGGUUUCAAUCAAUCUGGUGGAUAUUGUGUUUAUCUGUCUAGUUUACCCAACUGUAAACCUUAA
Molecule: messenger RNA, 2081 nt
Organism: Lottia gigantea (owl limpet)
Lineage: Eukaryota; Metazoa; Mollusca; Gastropoda; Lottiidae
Exons: 13
Coding region: 15-2081 (688 amino acids)
Cellular component (GO): extracellular region
Molecular function (GO): chitin binding
Source: RefSeq, a predicted model, not a curated record